AUGACAACUCCAGGUGGUUCCUCGUCACAACGAGAGCGCAAUGCCGUCUCGCCAUCGCCCGCCCGCGACGCACUUCAGGGCAACCUUGCAAAUUUGACCGGCGCUGACAUUGGUCUCACUGUAUCCAAGCGAAAGUCUUGGUUUGGAAGCGCUCGAACGGCGAUCUUCAAGCAUGUCGGCUCACGGAGAGGCGACGCCAAUAAGACAGAGGCGUAUGUCCAAGUCAUCCGCGCGUUCAGGAGCGAGCGACCGCUGACAGUGUUUCAUCUGCAGCGGCGAUGAGUCCGCAUCUGCUGAUGCAGACGGGCUCCUAGACCCAACGCCUCUCGAAGACUGCGACGUCACGCCAUUGAAGCCGAGUCCACCGCGCCAGCGAACCUUUACCCCGAAAAAUGCAAUCAACUCCCUCCGCCAGCACAUGCACCAUUCCAAUCAGCGUCACAAACGAGCAGCUUUACCCCUGGCGAUGAAUGAACAAGCAAACCAACAACAAGAUCCAUCCGCAGUUGAAGAAAGACAGCCUUCACCUGAAAACGACGGGAUUGACAUCGUGUCACCCCUGAAAAGCAAUGAAGUCUCGCCCAGAAGUCAAAGAGGACGUGCCAGUCUGAGCAUGAGUCUGGUCGGCAGCAUUCGCGGCUUGAGCAGACUACCGACAUUAAAGUACAUGUCACCGACCAAACGAAGCAGAGAUGAGCUGGUGUCUCCAACAAAAGAAGCCAGCCAAGUGCCACUUCCAUCUUCGCCUAUCAGAAUCAAGCCGCCGCCGACGCUUUCACUCGAUCUCGGCCCUGCAGCCCUUGUAUCAUCCAACUUUGGACGAUUCUCGCCUGAAAUCGAUCGAGCGUCCACGUUUUUCAACCUGACCGAUCCUUCCAGUACCGCCAAUGUAGACCCCUUGCAGGUCUAUGGGGCUCAGAUCGUCACUGCCGCUGACCAAGGUCUGCCAGGCACGGGCGAGCCAGAAUCCGAAGAUUUGGAAAAGACCUACUCCGACAUCAUGACACGCAUCAAAUUGGAGCCGUCAUCUUAUAUCAUAUCGAGGGAGGAGUUUGCGGUUUUGAGCAUCUUCAUGGAUCGUGUUCAUGGCGACGAAGCAGCAGAGCAAGCGCUCAUGCGCUACUGGUCCAGCGCCGACGUUGCGUCCGCUGGAUGUAGUCCAGCGCAAAAUGUACCGACGUACUAUACACGUAUUCCUGGUGAAGGUCCACAAGACCAACAGAUGGUCGGUCAACGCCAGUCUGUAAGGCCUAGCGAUGUGCUGAAUAUUCCGGUGGAUGAUUUCGGUGUCAGCCAACCAUCCGGCCCUUCCACUCCGUUGCCCGGCACCGGUCAGAUGUUCGACUUCGAUGGCGCCAAUGACUCUACUGAACUCUUUGAGCGAAGCGUCGAGUACAAGGACAAGAAGUAUAAGAAAGAGAAUCGCAAGCUGAAGAAGAUGGUAUCUCUUGAUGCUAUGGCUGAGGAAUGCGCGAAUACACCUUCCUACGGGCUCUCGACUGAGGCCGAGCGCUCUCGACAAAAAAGACUAUCGACUCUGACCACUGUGAAUUCCAUUCCAGAAGACAUGUGUGAGAUCACGCGCCAGGCGGCACAUCUCCAGACCCCCUCAGCCGGUCACCGCAAUCCAGCGACAGGAGAGUGGCAGAGUGAUGACCCUUUUGCGCCUGGUAACGUCGUUGGGAAUGUCGCCGAGAGUGGCGUUCCGUCGCCGACGAGGAGCGUAAAACUACCAUUGCGUCCAAAGAUAACCUUACAAGCAGCAGAUCCGACGCAGCAGAUGAAUACAACCCUCGGCGGCAAGCCUAGCUCUCUGCUUCUGGACAAUGCUGCUGCAACGCUAGCACUUGCUUCAGACUCGGAUGCUGGAGAAUACGGCGAUUUCAAAGCGCAGCAUUGUCUCCCGGAUCUCGGCAAGGAGGAAAAUCCAGAAUAUGAUAGCCCCAGCCUUAGCGACUCUGGUAUGAGUCUUGCUGCAUCUUUUGGCCGGGCAGCAUCACUUGCAGACCUUGUCUCUACCACAGAGGUACCUGCACCGCAAGCGCGUUCUGGUAUCGCGUGUAUGUCCAGUGGAAACGAUGUCUUCGGCAGUCCAUGGAAAUUUCGUAGUUGGCGUGAAGCAGCGCCAGCCAACAUGGCCUCACCAGAUGACAGUCCUGCUACCACGGCAUUCAACCGCACACCAGACAUGGGAGAGCGCGAAGAGUUCGAUUUGAAGAGAUCUCAGCGCAACAUGCGUUACAAUGCCUUGUGCAAUGAGCAUUCCUCCGACCCUGAACACGAGGAUGAUGCCAGACCUCCUUCUGCGUUCCCUUCUCCACUUCGUCCAAGGCUUUGCCUCAACACUGGCGAUCUCAGACUGGGUCGACGCACCUAUGCAUCCUCUCCCAAGAAAGACAUUCGCCACACGGAUGUUGGUAUGAGCUCCGACAGUGUUGACACCGAGCUGAAAGUUAUGGUUGCUCAGCACUACCAAUUCAAAGAUCAUAUCGAUGCUAUUGCUCCCAGUGACAAUGUUGGUCUCGCGGCAUCAGGGGGGUUCGAUAACUCAUCAUCUCUUACACCAACCGAAAAUCCUUUCUCUCCUGCCUCGGAAGCCUACAGCAGUCAUCUCUCUCCCAACAGCAAGAAGAUCUGGUCCAAUGUUGUGCGGACCCCGUUUCACACGCCUCCUGCCGUGUCGCCUGCUUCUUCAAAGCACCCAAGAAAGGUUGCUAUUACGGCUGAUGACGACGGAGGGAGUGAGCAAGGCGAAGUCUGCACAUACGACUUCGAUCUACCAGAGGCGGAUCAGCGGCGCGACAGUGCUGCUCCUUUCUCAUCGGAAGGCGAGUCUACGGAGCACCCAGAUAGCGAAGGCCUCACGGAUACUCUGGAUGAUUGUCUCAAGAUGUUCCGCUCCUUCAACCACUCUCAAGGACAAUUGCCAUCGAAGUCUUCGGAGGCUACGAUCAAAGUUGAUGGCCAGGUGGGCGAUACCGCUGAUCCUUUCAGCUCGCCUGACAGUGGAUAUAAUGCGGACAAAAACUCUCCAUCUCCAGGGACUGGUUCCGCAGGAAAGAAAAAACCACCUGCGAGAUAUCGGAGUAUCAGGGGAAUCCGGAAAUGUGAGCUUGGCUGUAAGGAGACUGAUUGA
Molecule: messenger RNA, 3136 nt
Organism: Lecanosticta acicola
Lineage: Eukaryota; Fungi; Ascomycota; Dothideomycetes; Mycosphaerellales; Mycosphaerellaceae
Source: the annotation of a GenBank genome assembly